Egretta garzetta (little egret) is the source of this 981-nucleotide messenger RNA. RefSeq names its product D-amino acid oxidase (gene DAO). The record is from RefSeq and is a predicted model, not a curated record. The transcript is spliced from 10 exons. Lineage: Eukaryota; Metazoa; Chordata; Aves; Pelecaniformes; Ardeidae. The coding region runs from base 37 to 981 and encodes 314 amino acids. Gene Ontology annotation, molecular function: D-amino-acid oxidase activity; FAD binding.
CCCCAAGGACCACGCACUCUGCAGAGAGCCAGAGCCAUGCGUGUGGCCAUCAUCGGGGCCGGCGUCAUCGGCCUCUCCACCGCCCUGUGCAUCCAUGAGCAGUACCACAGCCUGGUGCCCUCCCUGGAGCUGGAGGUCUACGCAGACCACUACACGCCCCACACCACCAGCGACGGGGCGGCCGGCUUGUGGCAGCCCUACCUGAGCGACCACGGCAACCUGCAGGAGACGCUCUGGAAUAAAGAGACGUUCGAUUACCUCCUCGGGCACCUGGGCUCACCGGCAGCGAAGGAAAUGGGACUUUUCCUAAUUUCUGGCUACAACCUGUUUACGCAGCCGGUGCCGGACCCAUCUUGGAAGAACAUUGUCCUGGGAUUCAGGAACUUGACACCAAAAGAGCUUGAGCUCUUCCCUGGCUACAGCUACGGCUGGUUCAACACGGCGCUGAUUCUGGAGUGCAGGAGCUAUCUGCCAUGGCUCAGCACCCGGUUAACGCAGAGAGGAGUGAAGUUUUUCCAUAAGAAGGUUGAAUCCUUCCAGGAGAUGUUUGCCCAGGGCGUGGAUGUUGUCAUCAACUGCACCGGGGUGCGUGCGGGGGAGCUGCAGCCCGACCCGGAGCUACAGCCCGGCCGUGGGCAGGUCAUAAAGGUCCUGGCCCCGUGGGUGAAGCAUUUCAUCAUCACUCAUGACAUCACAUCUGGUAUCUACAACUCGCCGUACGUCAUACCAGGGAGCGAGUUCACGGUCUUGGGAGGCAUCUACCAGCACGGCAACUGGAGCGAAGAAAACAGCGCCCAGGAUCACAAAACCAUCUGGGAGAGCUGCUGCAGGCUGCUCCCCACGCUCCAGGUGAUACACAACUACGGCCACGGUGGGUUUGGGAUCACCAUCCACUGGGGCUGCGCCAUGGCAGCAGCCAGGCUCUUUGGGAGCAUCCUCCAGGAGAAGAAGCUGGCCGGCCCACCACAGCCCCGCUUGUGA